AUGAAAUUAAAAAUUAGAGAAUCUUUUUGUAAAAAAUAUGGGUACCAAAAUUUAUCCAAAGAAAAUGUAACACUACAAUCGAAUUUACACCAAAAAAACUCUGAUAAAGAUAAAAGUUCUAAAUCCAAUGACUGGGCUUGGGAUAUCUAUUAUUUAAUUUACCCAGAACAUUAUAGAGAAUGA
Dictyostelium purpureum is the source of this 183-nucleotide messenger RNA. RefSeq lists its product as uncharacterized. The transcript is spliced from 2 exons. Lineage: Eukaryota; Evosea; Eumycetozoa; Dictyosteliales; Dictyosteliaceae. The record is from RefSeq and is a predicted model, not a curated record. The coding region runs from base 1 to 183 and encodes 60 amino acids.